Messenger RNA from Lactuca virosa, 1104 nucleotides. NCBI's taxonomy places the organism in Eukaryota, Viridiplantae, Streptophyta, Magnoliopsida, Asterales, Asteraceae. The record is from the annotation of a GenBank genome assembly.
AUGCGUGCUUACCUUCCUGUUUCACUACGCAUAGAUCAAACUUUAUUCAUCAGGGAUACUAAGCUUAAGGUAACUUUGUGGGGUCAUAAUGCAUACUACAUGCAUGAUUUUCUUGCUAACAAUAAUAGUCUUGCUCCAAUUGUUGUUAUUGUUCAAUUUGCCAAAGUGGAGUUUAUUAAUGAUCGUCCUUUUACAUCCACUUACUUUGAUGUUAGUAGGUUGUUCGUAAACAAUGAUAUCGAUGAAAUUACAAUCUACAAAAACAAAUUGAUAUCUGAAAAUGGACAACAACUUUCAUCAAGUGGAAUCAAGAUGAUUGCAUCAAAACAAGACACGGAACACGAUGACUUUCUGAAAAAUAAUUUGUUUUCGAAUAUUGAUAAUGUGUUUGAACCUUUGGAGGGAAUACGUCAAAACAUACGUUGGUAUUACCUUGCUUGUAGCAACUGCAAAAAGCCAGCAAAACAAAAAGAGUCUUCUACUGAUAAGGUUGAUGGUUCUCAUGAAGUGGUUGAAAUCGUUACUUAUGAAUGUGCUAAUCCUAAAUGCAAAAAUAUCAAAAUUUCGGUUAUUCCAAGAUUUAAAAUCCCACUUCGGGUUCAAGAUAACACAGGAACCUUAACUUUAACCUUAUUUGAUCGCAAAGAACUUGGCAUCAAUUUGGAUUUGUAUCCAAUGGAGUUGAAAGUUGUGGUGGACAAAAAGUUGGCGAUUAAAAUUGAUAUCUCAAGUUACAAUGUCACUAAUAAAAGUAAUAUUUAUGGGAUAUCAAGAUUAACCGAUAAUGCAGACAUAAUUGAUCAACUGGAAAAAAAGAAUAUUAUUCCACAUCCUGCUAAUUCGGAUUCAUUCAUGAUUGGUUCUUCAGAUAUUGGUUCCCAAGAGACCAAAGUUGUCAAGACAGGUGACAAUUUAACACCUUGUGCCAAGGACAACUCAACUGCAACAAGUCCUACAAAGUUCAUUUCUACACCAACUGAGUUGAAAAGAAACCUUGCUACAUGCAUAGAUCUUGAUGAAAUGGAGAAUUUGUCAACAUCUAAGUCUGCUCAAUUGUUACCACCGGAUGAACAACCAAUGCCUCUUUUGGUCCCCAAGAAAUAA